Danio aesculapii is the source of this 2141-nucleotide messenger RNA. RefSeq names its product Kruppel like factor 2a (gene klf2a). The record is from RefSeq and is a predicted model, not a curated record. Lineage: Eukaryota; Metazoa; Chordata; Actinopteri; Cypriniformes; Danionidae. The transcript has 3 exons. Bases 303 to 1445 code for a protein of 380 amino acids. Gene Ontology annotation, biological process: regulation of transcription by RNA polymerase II. Gene Ontology annotation, molecular function: DNA-binding transcription factor activity, RNA polymerase II-specific; RNA polymerase II cis-regulatory region sequence-specific DNA binding.
GCGCUCUCACCAUCCAAGACGAAAGGCGCACACGCCGGAGAGCAGCAGCUAUAUACCGGGGCUAAAAUUAGGGACGGAUAGUGCGUAUUUCCUCCGCUUCGUAUAAUUGGUCCAGCUUGCGCUGCCGUGAUAUUUAUAAGAUAAAGGUCUUCCACCACUCAUACUUGCUGCAUGAGUGUGAAACAUAGAGUGUAAAGAGCAGAGAACAGAGUUGUAGUGCACUACAACCCAAGUUUCUCCGAGGGAUUGCAACUAAUCCCCGAUCUUCAAAGUUUGUUUUUAUCUUAACUGGACGACUGGAAAUGGCUUUGAGUGGAACGAUUUUACCGUCUAUUUCCACAUUUUCGGUGCAGAAGGAAAAAUGCUGGGAAAACAGGUGGAAGGAUGAACUGGACAGGUCCAUGCAUCUCAGCUGCAUAGCUGACCUAUCAAGCAUGGACAACCUCAACAGAAUAACAGAAGACGAAGAUCUUGACAAGUACCUAGAUCUGGAGUUUAUACUGGCCAACACUGCAGGUUCUGACAAUCUCGGACUCGGCAUGGCAGGCGACUACAGAAUGCAAGAGUCCAGAAACAUGUACAACCCAACCACAUACUCAGUGCCUGAGAUCAACCCUUCACCACCUCCACCUUACACCACCAGCCUCAUGGCAGAGCUUCUGCAGUCUGACGUUGACACCUACUGCCAAUCGUCUCUCCAGGGAAGAUUCCUGGUCAGGCCUGCCUUCACCACUCAGGACAUUUCGGAGUGUAUCAAAGUGGAGCCCUGCAUGGAUAGUUACGGACCUGUACGAGGAAUGGUUCCCAAAGUCAAACAAGAGGGCAACGGUGCAUGCAUGAGAUCCUAUGAGCAGCCAAGACUGGCCAACUCUCCCCAGGGAGCAGGCAGCAUGACUCCCCCACAGAGCCCAGCGGAGCUCAUCAACACAGACUGUCAGUCGCACUCGCAGAUGUGCCAUGCCUUGACGUUCAGCCAGAGCUAUCAAGGCAACACAGGAUUUCCCCACGCAGCACCUCCACAGAUGCAGCUGCCUUACCCAAACACACAUCACUUCAGCAUGUGCGACGACGGGCUUGCGAUGCCCAAUGCCAACCAAAGAGUACUUCUGACGCCACCCUCAUCUCCUCUAGAGCUAGACGCCAAACCAAAGAGGGGGCGCCGCACGUGGCCGAGGAAGCGGACGGCGACUCACACUUGCACUUUUUCUGGAUGCGGCAAAACUUACACAAAAAGUUCUCACUUGAAGGCUCAUCACAGAACACACACAGGCGAGAAGCCCUAUCAUUGCAGUUGGGAAGGCUGUGGGUGGAAGUUCGCCCGUUCUGAUGAAUUGACCCGUCACUUCCGCAAGCACACCGGACACCGACCCUUCCAGUGCCACCUGUGCGAACGUGCCUUCUCCAGGUCCGACCAUCUCGCCCUUCAUAUGAAACGUCAUAUGUAGGAACGGACUCUGCAAAAUGUGGACUUAACGCACUGAACAGUGAACAUUGUCUGUACCCCCCCUCUUAUUUAAAGUAUGGUAAAGGGGAAACAUGAACUGACUUGACCUAUUGCUUGUAGCUGGUUCUACACUUCAUUUCUUUACAGAAUCUACAGAAACAAACUAUAUUUUUCGUUUCCAAAGAGCAAGUUCAACUCAUGCUAUAGGCUGGACCUAAACCUCAAGACGGAACUGGAAUCAGACAGUAUAAUGUGCUUUAAGUUAACAUGAUGUGCUGCGGACAUCACGACAGUGCCUUUAAAUACACGUAUACAUCUCACGAGUGCCACGAAUACUGGCGUUUUUUUAACGACAAAUGUAUGCUAUUGUGUCAAGAAACUAAAUAAGCUUUGUAAGACAAUGUUUUUCUCUUUCAAAACUGCCUUAAAAGUUAACAAAAGGGGCGUUAACUGAAUGUUUUAAGUAAUUUGUGCAUUUAUCAUAACAUAAACGUUUUUAUUUUUUAAAAUCAGGGUCUUAUGGUUUCGUUUUGUUUUUUUAAACGCAAUUUGUAUGCUGUUAACGUUGAAUUGCAGACUGUCCCAUGUUUGGAUGACAUGAUAAGGGCUAUGUGAGUUGUUCUGGACCAAAGCAUUUUAUGUACAUAAUUUAUACACUGUAUAUAUUGUACAUAUUAAACUUAAAUUGCGAUAUAAA